Fibroporia radiculosa is the source of this 1023-nucleotide messenger RNA. RefSeq lists its product as uncharacterized. The record is from RefSeq and is a predicted model, not a curated record. Lineage: Eukaryota; Fungi; Basidiomycota; Agaricomycetes; Polyporales; Fibroporiaceae. The transcript has 2 exons. Bases 1 to 1023 code for a protein of 340 amino acids.
AUGGGCAGGAAUGCGGACAAGCAGUGUUAUGCUUGGGACCCAGACUCUGCGGCUUGGGUCAGCAAUUUUCGGUGGCUAAACAUCGUCGAGGUCAACACGAACUCCGCCAAUGAUGUGUUCCUCGACGCGCUCUUGGAGCUUCCUCAUCUGACGGAUCUCGCACUCUUAAUCUAUAGAAGUGGUGAUAUCACAUUGCAGGAUGUCGAUAGGUGUUUCCAUGCGCUGCGUAAGCUGAGAAUUAGUGUGAAGUGCGGUCAGGAGUAUCGCAUCCUCAAGGCAUACAAGUGGCCUAAACUCGAACAUGCGGAAGUGGUUGUCUCUCGCGACGUUCCCUCUGACCUGGACUGGAUGCUGAUGUUGCUUGAAGAUGUUGUCUCAAGUUUCCACGACUCGCCGUUACGCGAACUAAGGAUCGGCCAAGAUUACCCUUGGGAUUUCACUUGCGUGGCGCGUUACAUGUCUCCCCUCCGCUCCCUGCGUCAUCUGCGGACUCUUCAAAUAGAUAUCUCAUUGAAGUUCCUGGGUUUUCGGAUGCGCGAACUGGCUCUCAGCUGGCCAGAACUGGAAGAGUAUGCGGUGCGGGGAACACGCUCAUGCCAUGAAUCGAUGAAGAUCCCGCUCGUUCUGGUCUUGGCGUGCCCAUGCACGGCAGACAUCAAGUGGAUGGAUAAGCCGCAGGCUCGCAAAUUCAACCCGCAUGGGCUCUCGCUCGAAAAGAUCCGUUCGUAUACAAUCGAGCCCGCCGGAGCUGGAGGAGAUGCUGGAAGAACAGCUGUCUAUGACUGGCCCGUCGUGCUGCAGGACCCAAGUAUGGUUGGGGCUGCUCGAGAAGGUGGAUCGUGCUCUUCGGAAGAAAGUCUAUUGCAGUCUGGCGCAGAUGGAAAUCGAGGCAACUUGACAAUGACGCGUGAUAUCGUUGACGGGGGAAACGUUCGCCGUCUCACAUGUGACUUACCGUAUGUCCAGCAUGCUGUAGAGGCUCUGCGCAUGAUCCCUUCUUACCAGGACGGCAGAAGGGUCUGA